AAAGCGCAGAUGCACCAGAACACUACCCCUACACAGCUCGAACGCCGCGGAAUCAUGGCGGCCGGUAGCGAAGCUCUGAACACGGUGAAAGCGACGGAGCCAACGCAGUGGCUGGCGCCGAGCCCGGAGCUAUCAGAAAACGCUCGAGCCGCAUUGAAGAGCCUCUUCUCCUCUCUCAGACCGUUCACGCCGAAAUCGCCUUUCAACGAGCUCCUGGUGGAGGAGGACUUCGACGCCGAGCAGAUAUGGCAGCAAAUCGACAUCCAAUCCCAGCCGCUCAUCUCGAGUCUCCGCCGCGAAGUGAAGCGGUACGAGAAGAAUCCGGAGGAGAUCAAGACGCUGAAGGUGGUUGUGGAGGGAGAGGAGAAGGUUCUGGAAUCUCAGAAUGAGGAGAAGGACAGCGAAGAUUUCGAUGAGGAAUCUGAUGAUGAAGAAGAAGGUGAUGACGUGGAGGAAAAUGAAGAUGAUGAUGAAGAUGAGGAGGAGGAGGAAGAAGAAAAUGUAGAAGAGGAAGAAGAAGGAGAUGGAGAGAAAAACGAGAUCGAAGAUGGUUUCUUUAAUGUAAAGGCAUUAGGGAAGUAUUUGAAGACUACCGAAGCGGAGGAAUACGAGAAUGAGAGUGAAGAAGGAGCUGAUGAAGAUGGAGAUGAGAAAGAUGAGGAGGAUGAAGCGCAGGAGCUCAUGAAUCUAGAUGAAAGCGAGGACGACGGGGAUGGCAAGGGUGCAAGAUAUGAAGAUUUCUUUGGGAAAAAGGAACUUUCUACCCACAAAAAGGAAAUUUCUAUCCACGAUAAGGAUCUUUCUACCCACGAAAGGGAGCAACUGAAACUUAAGGCCGAGAUAGAGCAAAGGGAAAAGACAAUGUUAGAUCCCAAAACUUGGACCAUGCAGGGAGAGGUGACUGCAGCAAAAAGGCCACCGAACAGUGCGUUAGAAGUUGAUUUAGAUUUUGAACACAAUGUUAGACCUGCCCCUCCAAUCACAGAGGAGGUUACACUAGCAAUCGAAGAUAUGAUCCGGAAAAGGAUUGAGCAGGAUUUGUUUGAUGAUGUUCAAAGGGCUCCUGCUUUACCUACUAAAGCACCAAGAGAAAGAAAGGAGAUGGAUGAGAAUAAGAGCAAGAAAGGUCUGGCUGAAGAUUACGAGCGAGAGUAUGUUCAAAAGAUGAAUCCAGAUUCUGGCCCAUUGUCAUCCAAAGACGAGCAGAAGCAUGAGGCAGAAAUGCUGUUCAGGAAACUUUGCUUGAAGUUGGAUGCUCUUUCUCAUUUCCACUUCACUCCAAAACCCGUUAUUGAGGAUAUGUCUAUACAAGACAAUGUCCCCGCUUUGGCUAUGGAAGAGAUUGCACCUGUAGCGGUCUCUGAUGCAGCAAUGCUAGCUCCUGAGGAAGUAUUUUCUGGCAAAGGUGAUAUCAAAGAAGAAGCGGAACUUACACAGGCAGAGAGAAAAAGGAGGAGAGCUAACAAGAAAAGGAAAUUUAAAGCAGUGACAGCCAAAAAAAUGGCAAAGAAGCCACGAGACAGCAACAAGGACAUCAUAGAAGCCAUGUGACAGCGAGGUGCAGUAAGUAAAUGAUGGCAGUUUUGCAAGAUAAUUUGACUUAAUCCUGGCCGCAAUACGAUCACCGAAAGGCAGAGCACUUGUGUUGGUUGGGAGAGGGUUCAUCUUGAAGAUCACACUUGCUCAGUACCUGUUCACCCUUCCCAGUCAAGGAAUAUGAAAUGUGUGAAAAUGAUUCAAGGAAAUUUUAGUGGACCCUAAUUUUGAUUUGAUUAUUUUUACAACUUCUCAGUCAUAAUUUUGGUAGAUAGUCUGUUGUCUUUGAGGCCAUAUAAAUCAAAGGAAGCGAGGUACUACAAUCAAUGUUGCAUACUUUUGCUUCUGAUGUGCCAAUAUUGUAGUUCUGUAUACUGAAAUCAACAAUCAAAGGUUCAAACUUGAUUGUUUCCAACAAAAAUUAAAAUCUGAUUAGAGUC
This is a messenger RNA of Fragaria vesca subsp. vesca, 1976 nucleotides long. RefSeq names its product U3 small nucleolar ribonucleoprotein protein mpp10-like. The transcript has 11 exons. The coding region runs from base 10 to 1551 and encodes 513 amino acids. The record is from RefSeq and is a predicted model, not a curated record. Gene Ontology annotation, biological process: rRNA processing. Lineage: Eukaryota; Viridiplantae; Streptophyta; Magnoliopsida; Rosales; Rosaceae. Gene Ontology annotation, cellular component: small-subunit processome; nucleus; Mpp10 complex.